Molecule: messenger RNA, 1207 nt
Organism: Wallemia mellicola CBS 633.66
Lineage: Eukaryota; Fungi; Basidiomycota; Wallemiomycetes; Wallemiales; Wallemiaceae
Product: DJ-1
Exons: 1
Coding region: 22-582 (186 amino acids)
Biological process (GO): protein deglycation, glyoxal removal; guanine deglycation, glyoxal removal
Cellular component (GO): nucleus; cytosol
Molecular function (GO): protein deglycase activity
Source: RefSeq, a predicted model, not a curated record
CCAGACAUUCACUAUCAAAAUAUGACGAGCGCAUUGAUUUUUAUAACGAACGGCACAGAGGAGAUGGAAUUUACUAUCGCAUACGAUACUCUAGUCAGGGCUGCGAUAGACACUACUUCUGCAGGCGUAGAUAUACAAUCUCAGGCCGUCUGCACAAGAGGCGUUAAAAUCACACCAGACGUCCUACUAGACAGCCUUAGCGACGAUCAGCUCUCAAGCUACGACAUCGUCGUCAUUCCUGGUGGUGGUCCUGGCGCCAACACACUCCAAGCCAACAAACGCGUCCAGAAGCUCUUCCAAGAUAACUACCAAGUAAAGGGUAAGCUCCUUGGUACUAUCUGCGCUGGUUCUUUGGCUAUAAAGUCGUCUGGUAUCGCAAAAGGCAAGGCUAUCACCUCGCACCCUUCGGUUAAGGGUGAACUCACUGGGGACUAUGCCUACUCAGAGGACAAAGUCGUAGUCACAGACAACCUCGUUUCUUCUCGCGGUCCUGGUACUGCUUUCCCAUUCGCACUCACCCUGGUAGAGCUAGCACUCGGUAAAGAAAAGCGCGAUGAGGUUGCCGGUCCUAUGGUUUUCUAAACACCAACCUAAUGACUAUACGAUCAAUAACGAUAUCUUGGAUUUCAAUAAUUUACACAUGCAUGCAUUCGCACUUUCAUUCCUCAUCUAUUUUCAUUUCUGUAGCUUCAGCAGGUGCUGCAACGACUUCCACCUCCGGCUUCUCUGUGCUCUCCUCUAUAGGCUCAUCCUUCAUCGCUUCGUCAGAGGGUGUAUCUUCUACCUGCUGUGACGAAUCAUUUGGCGCCUCUUCUUGCACAUCCAUGGUUGGCUGAACUACUGGUGCUUCCUCUGGUCUCUCUUUCUGGUCUUUCAUUUCAUCUUCAAUUAGUUGUUGUUCAACAAUAUCUUGUUCAUCGACUUCUUCCUUAUUUUGGGAACCAUUGGCUGGUUUUUUCGCAGACUCAGCAUCAAGCUCAGCUUGCUCAGUCUGUUCUUGCCGCUGACCAUCAUCGACAAUCUCUGCAGCUGUCGUGAUAGCCGGUGAGCUUUCCUUUGAUGCAGCUUUCUGUGCCUGAGCUUGCUUCCUCUUCUCAAUAGCCGCUUGGAGGCCUUCAACGUCAGAUCCGGGUGGUAAAGAAGCUAUUAUAGGUGCGUUGCUUCGUGCUACACAUCUAAACCCACGCCAUGACAAGCUCUGUUUGUG